AUGGAUACUGAGAUCUGGAUUUUCCUGAGCGGAACUGACUGGUAUGUCCCCCACUUGCUGAAGCUUGUCCUCUCCUUCCUCUUCACUCUGCGCCUCUUGGUACUCGUUUUGGGAGAAAGGAUCGCUUGGAAAGAUGACUUGUCUGAUCUGGUGUGUAACUCUACCAGGGUGGGCUGCCACAGCGAAUGCUACAAUCAGUUCUCCCCUCUCUCCCCACUCACUCUCUGCUCGCUGCAGAUGAUCUUCCUGUGCGUCUUCUCACUGGCGAAUCUGUGGUACUUCAGAGACAUCACCUACCGUCAGCUCAGAUGCUGUAGCCUGUUUGCAAAGGGACUGAUCGAAGGGGCUUUCUUAUUCACGUGCGUCCAGCUUUACUCUGGGAUCUUCAGACCUUCCUCUUUCCAGUGCAAUCUUGCUCCCUGCGAGCAGCCCGUGACUUGCCAUCUACUCAAGAGCAGACUGAAAGACGACUUCGUCCUGCUCAUGGUUUCUGCCUCGCUAGCCUCUCUGUCCAUCUGUGUGCUAGCGGUGUGCUUGCUCCUGGGGAAAUGGCUGUAUAAUAAAGGGAGCUCAGGAGAGAAACUGUUCAAGAAACUCUGCUUGAAUUAUUACUCACAAGCUGAUCACCCGGGUAAAGGCAUCAAAAUCCGAUUAAACAGGAUACCGACCGAUACCUUUCGAACAAGUGUACCUUUCGAACAAGUGUUAUUGGAGCAGUGUUGA
Messenger RNA from Callorhinchus milii (elephant shark), 723 nucleotides. RefSeq names its product gap junction beta-6 protein-like. NCBI's taxonomy places the organism in Eukaryota, Metazoa, Chordata, Chondrichthyes, Chimaeriformes, Callorhinchidae. The coding region runs from base 1 to 723 and encodes 240 amino acids. The transcript has 2 exons. Gene Ontology annotation, biological process: cell communication. Gene Ontology annotation, cellular component: connexin complex. The record is from RefSeq and is a predicted model, not a curated record.